AUGGACGCAUCUGUGAUUGCCAGCUUCCGCGAGAAGGUGGUGCAGAAGCCUGAGGUGUUUUUCACACCGUCGGAAGAGGUUGCCAAAGAGAUUAAGGCGUUUGCCAAGCAUGCAUACGACCGAACGUCGAAAUACCAGAGCAAAAGCGGCGGUGCAGCUCCGCUGGAGGAGCUCUAUGUGGACGGCUUUGACGCUGACCAAGUCUGGGAGCAGCUCCGUCUAUUGAACGGCCCGUUGGUGACCGAGAUGACGCAGCGCAUUCGCACAUUCGACAAGAACCCGGACAACAUUCUGCUAUUUCCAUCGGAAAAGCAGGAAGAGAAAGAGCAAAAAAAAGAAAGCUAA
This is a messenger RNA of Phytophthora infestans T30-4, 345 nucleotides long. RefSeq lists its product as uncharacterized. Bases 1 to 345 code for a protein of 114 amino acids. NCBI's taxonomy places the organism in Eukaryota, Oomycota, Peronosporomycetes, Peronosporales, Peronosporaceae. Gene Ontology annotation, cellular component: nucleus; small-subunit processome; sno(s)RNA-containing ribonucleoprotein complex. The record is from RefSeq and is a predicted model, not a curated record. The transcript has 3 exons. Gene Ontology annotation, biological process: rRNA processing.